AUGAGACUUUAUCUGGUGGUUAAAAAUAUCCUAGAGAUCUUUUGGAGAGGAGAGAAAGGAAGUCAACUCCUUUUCAGGAUUGAGCUGACCCGUUUCUCAUUAUGCUCUGUUUCAACUUGGGGGAGCAGUGGUCGAACCCCUGUUUUAAUAGGACAAAGGGUUGGUCAUGCAAGGUGGUCGGGGUGGUCGUGCGAUGUGGAGAUUGAGCAUGUGAGGUCGUGCUACGUGGAGAUUAAGCAUGCGAGGUUCUCAAGUAGGUCAUGCAAUGUUGAGAUUAAGCUCAUCGUUGCGAUUAAUACACCAUGCAUGCAAGGUGGUCAAGUCGGUCAGGCAUAUAAGGUGAUGUGGUUGGUCAUGCAUGCUAGGUGGCCAGGUCAAUAUUUCAACGUGAUGAAUGACCAUGCAAUGUGCUUAGGUCUGUUAUGCAACGUGGUUGAUGAACAUGUGAGCGAGUCGGUCAUUCGACUGGUGAAUGACCAGGUGGCUGGUUCAAGGUCGACACCUCAAGGUGGUCAACUCGGGCAUAAGAUGCAACCUAUUGCGCUUCUUAGGGUCAGUUUUACUUGGACUACGGACGUUGUUUCUGGCGGAGACAAGCUUCAUGGUGGAGAGAAGGGAUUCACCUUGCACGAAAGAGUGAGGUCAGUUGGGUGCCGAUCAGGUACCUCUUAUACCAGCUCAGGUAUGUUAGGUCAGCUGGUGUUGAUUAGAUACCUCAACUGGGCUAAGCGGUUGAGGUCAACUUGUGUCGACCAGGUACAACAGCUUGGCUAG
Prunus armeniaca (apricot) is the source of this 774-nucleotide messenger RNA. NCBI's taxonomy places the organism in Eukaryota, Viridiplantae, Streptophyta, Magnoliopsida, Rosales, Rosaceae. The record is from the annotation of a GenBank genome assembly.